GCAUUAUCAUAAUUGAGAACAAAAAAAUAUUUAGUGUCUUUCUGUUCUUCACUUUGUUAUUGUUUGAGGAAAAUCUUCUUUUAUUGGAUUAAAAUUGUAAUUUUUCAGCCAUUCUACUGAAAUAUUGGACAAGUUUUAGAGUCAUUCAAAAAAAAAGAAGGAAAAAAAGAUCUUGACUUUAAAUAUUAUUUUAAUGGUUUUUGUACAGUUCUUGAUUUUGAUAUGGUUUCUUGGAUAGUUGUUAUCUUGCUUGUUGAUUGGUAUUCUUGUUCUUUACUCCUCUAACUGCCCGUCGUUAUCAUCUUUAUUUUAUUUGUAUUGUUUAAUUUAGUGCUUUCAGAACCCAUCCCCAAUCCUUUUGAGUUGUUUGUUUUUUAUGAUUAUUUAUUUUCACACUCCUGUGUUGCGUUUGAUCUGUGCAAGCAGAAUUCACAAGGAAGAAUGGCUAAUUGCCAGUAGUUUGGGCUGCUAGCACAAAAAGAGGAAGAUUUGUCUAUAUGAGAUUUCGGCUGUUCAGUACACAGUAAGGGUGGUGUUUGGUCUUUCAAUGGCGGAAUGUAUUGGGCCUCGACUGUACAGUUGCUACAAUUGCGGAAACCAUGUUUCCCUUCACGACGACAUCAUUUCAAAAGCUUUCCAGGGGAGAAAUGGCCGAGCCUUUCUGUUUGCCCAUGCAAUGAACAUAGAUAUAGGGCCGAAAGAAGACAGGCAGCUCAUGACCGGAUUGCACACAGUUGCUGAUGUUUACUGUUGUGAUUGCCGUGAAGUGUUGGGUUGGAAGUAUGAAAGAGCUUAUGAGGAAACACAAAAGUACAAAGAAGGGAAGUACAUACUUGAGAAGUCAAAGAUUGUUAAGGAAAACUGGUAGCUUCCACGACUUGAUGUUGGUAAAACUUGCAAAUUCCAAGUUCCUGGUUCUUUGGUGAUGUAGGUGUGUUUAUGCAUUCAUCAGUUCGUUUUGUACAUAAAUCCUCAUCGAUUGAAAGAUUUAGUCGUUGAUGAUUGUUCACUGUUGUUGCCAUGCCAUGUCUGGAAAUUGUGUAGUGGACUGUGGAGACUUUAUCAAUUUCGCUGUGAAUAAAAUUGUGUGGCGUUGUUCA
This is a messenger RNA of Magnolia sinica, 1100 nucleotides long. Its product is annotated as protein yippee-like At4g27745. Bases 548 to 868 code for a protein of 106 amino acids. The record is from RefSeq and is a predicted model, not a curated record. The transcript has 3 exons. NCBI's taxonomy places the organism in Eukaryota, Viridiplantae, Streptophyta, Magnoliopsida, Magnoliales, Magnoliaceae.